This is a messenger RNA of Diachasma alloeum, 1865 nucleotides long. Its product is annotated as golgin subfamily A member 7. The record is from RefSeq and is a predicted model, not a curated record. The transcript is spliced from 3 exons. Gene Ontology annotation, biological process: peptidyl-L-cysteine S-palmitoylation; protein targeting to membrane. Lineage: Eukaryota; Metazoa; Arthropoda; Insecta; Hymenoptera; Braconidae. Bases 270 to 725 code for a protein of 151 amino acids. Gene Ontology annotation, cellular component: palmitoyltransferase complex.
CCGUAUUCCUGUUGAGUGCUGACCUGCUGACGCUGUUCUCCGAAGAGAAUUACACGUUCAGGCAGUGCUCUCGAUUGAUUAAUUCCUACAAUCUCACGGGGUCCGUAAAAAAUCGGUUGACGUGUGAGAAGAGCUUCUCAGCAGUGGAAAUUGUGAAUUUUAUUGCGAGAGAUUCGUGCUCCCCCGAUGCACUGUUAUCGCUGAGGCAAAGGGCUUAUCCGUCAGAAUUACAACGUUGGCCCACCCACUGUACCGAGACGAAGCUCAAAAUGCCACUGGGAAAUCACGUGCCACUCCAGGAUAUGGGGGCUGGACGGGGUCAGGGUGGUGGAGGUCCUCCUCAGAACUGUAUGAAGGUGUUUGUUCAGAGGGACUACACCCAGGGGACAAUGGUGAAAUUCCAAACGAGAUUUCCACCCGAGCUAUCCGACAGAUUGGACCCAGAAACCUUCGAGUACACGAUAAACCAGCUGAACAAUUACUUUGCCGAAGCAGAGAGUGGCAGUUGUUCAACCUACUGCGAAGGAUGCCUAGCAUGUCUCACAGGUUAUCUAAUAUACAUAUGCACCGAGACCCACUACGAAAAGUGUCUUCGUAAAGUAGCGAAAUUCAUCUGCGAACAGAAUGACAGAGUGUACAGGCCACGUGGUUUACUCCUAACCGAUCCCACAACACGUGGCCUAAGACUUAUAGAGAUAUCAAUACUGGACAGGCCCCCAUCGUGACUGCAUGUUAGCCAAUCCGCGGAAUUCUUCAUGUGACUCGUUCUGCGUCAAUGCGAUUACCACCGGUAAAAAGUAUAAAAAAAUUUUAAAAUCAACCCCUCGUAACGCGCAAUUAUCGUCUUCAUUACCUGGCAAGUGUGAUUCGUCGCGCGAUUACAUGAUUUAUUGAUGUCAAAGAGCGAGGGAAGCCCCUUCUUGUCACGAAUUUUGUAUACAAAGAAAAUAAUAAAUUAAAAAACUGCCCCAGGUUGCAAGGUUUAUUCAGGUACAUGGGGUGCACAUUGUUCUUUAUUUUUGACGAAUUUUACUUCACUAGAUGAAAUAAGUAAGAUAACUACGGUAGAAGGAUUUACAGUUGUAAUACUAAAGUAAACGAAGGUGAAUGCAUUUAUGGAGGAACUCAAGUUCAAAAUACGUUUGGAGAUCUCAGUUUAUUCCAUUAUCUUCCUUUACCCCUCGUUAAUCUUCCAGUUAUUCCCCCUCAACAAAAGAUUUAUCCUGCUCCCAUAUUCAAAUUUUUGUUUCUCCCACCGAAAUCACUGAAUGGCAAACAAAAAGAGGGAUAAAAACAGCGCGAUACGAGAUUACGAUUUUUCAUUAUUUGCAGAUGCAAUUCCUCAGGGAAUUUUUCGGUCGAAGAUAUCCACGGAUUGGCUAAUGGUUAUCCAAUAAAUAAAACGAAGUUUGAAAAAUGCGAAGUGCAAGUGCGUUUUGACACUACAAUUGGCGGUUGAUUUGCGAGCAAUUAUUCGUGGCUGCGUUGAUCUUUCUGAUUGCAAUUAAAAGUCUGAAAACCAAUUUUUUCGAUUCUACUUCGUCCCCUUUCUCACGUAACUUGCGAUCAAUCACGCUCGUUCCAGCGACCGUGAACAAUUGGUUUUCGGUUCUUUUUUUUCGAUUAUCAAAACGCAGGAAGACAUAAAGACCCAUGUGUAAAUAGGAGAAUAUGAUUCGGUAUGUAUGAUUAUUGAGGAGACAAUGGUCUUGUUAUACUUAAUAUGAGAACUAUAGGGAAUAAGGAAACGGAUUAUGUAAUUAAGAGAAACAAUUAUUUGACGAUCGAAUUAACGACUGGACACUGAGUCACUCGUACCACUGUAAUUUCUAAAUGUUUUAAUAAUAAAAGGAAAAUGAAGGGAA